This is a messenger RNA of Sparassis crispa, 1911 nucleotides long. RefSeq lists its product as hypothetical. The transcript has 5 exons. The coding region runs from base 1 to 1911 and encodes 636 amino acids. Gene Ontology annotation, molecular function: RNA binding. The record is from RefSeq and is a predicted model, not a curated record. NCBI's taxonomy places the organism in Eukaryota, Fungi, Basidiomycota, Agaricomycetes, Polyporales, Sparassidaceae.
AUGAGUCUGUCAUCCUUUCUUAUAAGUGCGCACGAAAAGAACAGCUCGAAGAAGGGGAAGGAAGUGGUCUUGGACAAAAGGCUCGACGACAUUUUCCACUCGAGUACAGGAGCUUCCCAAACAGAUCCUUCUACCGACGCUCAACCAAUUAAUGUAGAUCAGAGUAAACUACACGGUUCUUCUGAACGUGGGAAACGGGUAAAGAAGCGCAAACUACAGGAUGCAGGGUCUACGAAAUCAAAGAGGUCGAAGGGCGAGAGCGAGAAGGAAACAGUCUCGGAAAACCCGGCUCCUGGGGGUGAACGUUCAAGGGCACGUAGUGUAGCUGCCGUGCCGGAGGCGGUCUCAGAAGACGACCAUGAUCAAGACAGUCCGACAGUAGCCGGCCAGAAACAUGGACAGUCAAGCAGUACGAGUCGCAAUGCUGAGGUUUCAAGUAACGUUGAAGACUCUCAGUCCGAAAACGAAGACUUGUCCUCACGCCUCCUCCACGAGUCUCUCUCGAAAGAAAGUCAAUCGAAGCAGCAUGGGCGUACCAGAACGAAGCACGUUCCUCCAGACGAGACAAUGGAGCGCCGAAAUGCACGAACAAUAUUCGUUGGCAACGUUCCCGUUGAAGUAGCUAAGAGUCGGUCGCUACAGAAGCAAUUUAAGCGAUACAUCCUCUCCUUCGUACCCACUGCCAAAGUCGAAUCUAUGCGCUUCCGCUCCGUCGCAUUUCAAAAGCCCACAUCUCAGCUGCCCGCCCUGACCGAUAUGUCAAGCGACAAAUUUGACACAAAAGGCAAAACAAUAAGCAACAAGGAUGGAAGGCAGCACGAUCGUGACCGCGCUGCGUUCUGGCGGGCAUCGAAGGGGCAGCACGAGGAAGAGGCGAGGAAGACAUAUCUCACCCCGAAAGAGAAGAAGCGAAUCGCGUUCAUCAAGCACGAGAUCCACGAGGGCGUGGACGCCGUCAACGCAUAUGUCGUGUUCGCGCACGCUCCGCCCUCUACCGCUGCGCGCGUGGGCAACAUGCCUCCGUCUGCAUUGACGAUGGAUCCGUAUGAGGCGGCCAAGACCGCUGCUGAGCUCUGUGAUGGUACCGUGUUCAUGGAGAGGACGCUGCGCGCGGACAGAGUAGGACGGGAUAGUGAACACCCUGGCAAAAAUGGCGACAUCGCAGGCGAUCCCAAGACCACGGUGUUCGUGGGAAAUUUGGAUUUCGCAAGUAAGGAGGAAGACUUGAGGGUGUUCUUUGAGGCGCUGGUCAGUGCAGAGAGGGGUCCGCCUCCAGAAGGGGGCGAUAGUGGUGAAGAGGACGAGGAAGACGAAGAUGAGGACACGAAGAUCGAAAAUGCGAGAACGUUGAAACCGCGGACGUGGGUAAAGCGUGUUCGCAUUAUCAGAGACCAGGACACACAGCUCGGGAAGGGCUUCGCAUAUGUCCAGUUUAUCGAUCGAGAAUGUGUAGACGAGAUCCUUGCCCUGGAACAAGACCGUCUGAAAUUCGCGAAGCGUAAACUGCGUGCGCAGCGCUGCAAGAUACCUCCAGGUUCGAAGGUCACUACAAGGCCUGCAAGACCGCUCAAGUCCUCCACCGCAUCAUCUUCCGUGGUGAAACACCCUGGUACUGCGCAGGCUCGGACAGCCCCAGCACCCAGAGGGGACCCCACACUAGGCACGAAGAUCUCACAUCUGUCGAAGGACGAGCGCAAGCACGUCAAGGCUGCUGACCCCGACCGUGUGGCGCGCCGGCUCGCCAAGAAGAAGGCGAAAGCCCUAGCGGAGAAGGGGGUGAAGGUGAAGAUCGACCGGGAGCGGGUGCGGAAGCGGGCGGGAGAGAAGAAGGCGCCGGGAGCCUUGCAGGAGAAGGUUAAGAGAAGAGUAAGAAGUGGGAGGGCGCUGGCCAAGAUGAACACGAAGAAGUAG